Messenger RNA from Ctenopharyngodon idella (grass carp), 2576 nucleotides. RefSeq names its product nuclear factor of kappa light polypeptide gene enhancer in B-cells inhibitor, zeta (gene nfkbiz). Lineage: Eukaryota; Metazoa; Chordata; Actinopteri; Cypriniformes; Xenocyprididae. The record is from RefSeq and is a predicted model, not a curated record. Bases 57 to 1652 code for a protein of 531 amino acids. The transcript has 12 exons. Gene Ontology annotation, cellular component: nucleus. Gene Ontology annotation, molecular function: DNA binding; POU domain binding. Gene Ontology annotation, biological process: regulation of gene expression.
AUGUUGCGUCGCGUCAUUCAGAUCAAACUCUCGUACGCGCAUCACAGCGAGAUAAAAUGAUAAUUGACAGAGUUUCUGAGGAAUUCUCGGGUCUUCUGGACCGGGACACCGAUGUUAUGACGAGUCCGGUCAACCUGUGGUCAUUCUAUGGUUGUUCUUCUCCUACAGAACCGAAUCUGUCGGCCGGAUCUCCGAACUCUGAUUCGGAUCAGAGCUGGAGCGAUGCGGGUAGUCCGCGAAACAGCUUAAACGUAGAAGAUCUGAGCGCGCGGAAACUGAGUCGGUAUCAAGGUGUGCGCGUGAAGAACACCGUCAAAGAGCUGAUCAUGCAGAAACGUCAUCAUGAGAUACAGGUUCAGCAAUAUCAAAUUGAGAGUGAAUGUCCAGCUACAACCCAUUUGCUGCAGAGAAAGAGGGAAGCAGAGAAUAUGUCUCACUCUCCUGUGAAACGACUGCGAGCCGCAGAUGGGAACGCCCUGUCUCCAUGUGCCCAAGAUGAGAACAUGUUUUAUGAACGUGAGAUGCUGGAGGACAUCCGCGAGGUCCUUUCCAUUGAGUCUGUGACCGUGAGAGGAUGUCCAGCGCCAGUGUGUCGUCCAGCUCAGGGUCAAGAGCCUCUUCUGGCCCUGUACACUGAAGCUGAGAGUUGCAUGUACACCGACUGCCAUCUGCUGUCGCCUGCGCAGGGCACUUACACGCCCUCCAUCCCGGCGCUGGGCUCUCUCCAUGUGACCGCAGACGCCCCAGUGUCCUUCUUCCAGUGGCAGAUCCAGCAGGAGGAGGAGAAACUGGCUUCUUUGAGCCCUGUGGGGCUCACCACCAGAGACGGGGACGGAGACACGUUCUUGCACAUCGCAGUGGCUCAGGGCAGAAGAGCGCUGGCGUUUGUGCUCGCCAGAAAAAUGGCCGCCAUUGACAUGCUGGACAUGAAGGAACACAACCACCAGAGCGCGUUCCAGGUCAGUGUUGCUGCAGAUCAGCACCUGAUUGCACAAGACCUGCUUUCACUCGGAGCUGAAAUCAACACCAUGGACUGCUGGGGCCGAUCCCCGUUACACGUGUGUGCUGAGAAGGGCCACGCCUCCACACUGCAGGCCAUCCAAAAAUCCAUGGUGACGAGUGGGCGACAGGUCAAUGUGGAGGUGGUCAACUAUGAUGGCCUCACACCUCUGCACGUGGCAGUCCUGUCCCAUAAUGCCGUGGUGCAGGAGCUGCUGUGUGGCGGGACGCCCCCCUCCGCUCAGAGUCUGGCUCUGCUGCAGAAGAGGAAGCUGCUCUCUGAGUGUAUCGCCACUCUGCUGCUCAUGGGCGCUUCACUGGAAACCAAGGACCGCAAGAGUGGCCGCACCGCUCUGCAUAUGGCUGCCGAAGAGGCCAACAUUGAGCUGCUGCGCCUGUUUCUGGAUCAGCCCAGCUACUUCUCUGUUAUAAACGCAAAGGCGUUCAAUGGGAACACGGUGCUGCACAUGGCCAGCGCGCUGCAGGGUCGGCAGGCUCAGGUGGACGUGGUUCGGUUACUGCUGAGACGAGGAGCCGAUCCCAGCGCCAAGAACCUGGAAAACGAGCAGCCGGCCCAGCUGGUGCCCGAGGGUCCGCUGGGAGACCAGGUGCGUCGGAUCCUGAAAGGUAAAGGAGCGCAGUCCCGCUCCUGAGCGACCGUCCCGUUCUUCUCUUAGGAAUCGCUGUCAGUCAGGCAGUCCGGUCUGUACAGAUUCAUUUGCCACUUCAGGCAGAUGUCGGUUGUUUCUAUGAAACAGUUUUAUCAUUGUUCACUACUGAGUAGUAGACGGCACAGGAAAGUGAGAGCAACAGUUCAGAGAAUCUGCCUGACAAUAGAAGAAGAAUCCAGUGUAAUCAGGAUGAAUUAUUCCAAAAGUAAUAAUAAUAAACAGAAGACACAACGUUAAAGAUAAAGGAAGUGAGGCGUGUUCAUUCAGAUUCAGUGACUGGAUUGAACAGUGAAUCUUCUUCUGUUGUUCAGUAGCAGAUCUGAAGUGUUGGCUCUGGUGUGUAAAGGGUUGUAAACUAUAAUCUUCAAACAGUGUAACUAUAUCCGUAUUGUUAUUAUUAUCACUCUCAUGUGUUUAGUCAGAAGGUUCGCGUGUUAAACAUUAUCAACGGUCUUUACUGAAGAUGGUAAUCAGUAACUUUAAACCAGUUGGACCAGAACGUCCUUGAUUGUUGACUUAAGGCGUGUUUCAGCAUGUCAUUUUAGGACUUUCUUCCAUUGAUAAUUAACUUUUUUGUGAGGUCAUGUGAUUCUCUAGAAGUCCUCUAAUUAUCCUGGAUUAAUAUUUAGAUUAUUCAGUUUGAUUGUAACUGUUAUUCUCAGAAUCAACAGCAGAACCUGGUCUAAAAUAGGGUUAAAGGUGAUUCUUUAUGAAAACAGAUUUUAACAGCUCAUAUUGACUGUAUCUGUAUGAUUUUGCUGAUGUUCAUGUUCAUGAGGUGAUGGUUUCGUGUUCUGUAUAUAUUAUGGCAGGAGUGGGUUUGUUUCUCUGCAGGUCACUUGAUAUUCUGUAAGUUUGAAUUGUCAACUGUAAUUCAGUCUUAAAUAAAAUUUCCUUCUUAGCGUU